Molecule: messenger RNA, 783 nt
Organism: Pediculus humanus corporis (human body louse)
Lineage: Eukaryota; Metazoa; Arthropoda; Insecta; Psocodea; Pediculidae
Product: erm, putative
Exons: 2
Coding region: 1-783 (260 amino acids)
Biological process (GO): cell differentiation; regulation of transcription by RNA polymerase II
Cellular component (GO): nucleus
Molecular function (GO): DNA-binding transcription factor activity, RNA polymerase II-specific; sequence-specific DNA binding
Source: RefSeq, a predicted model, not a curated record
AUGAUAUCAACUUCCGGUUGUACGACUCGUGAAAAAUUAGAUAAUAAUGAUAAAUUAUGGAGUCCGGGAGUAAGUGAUAAUUCAACGAGUUAUUCUGGAAGACGUGGUUCUCUUCAAUUAUGGCAAUUUUUAGUUGCUCUUCUGGACGAUCCGAGUUGUGCUGCUUGCAUUGCAUGGACAGGAAGAGGAUUGGAAUUUAAAUUAGUCGAACCGGAAGAGGUUGCUCGACGAUGGGGAGUACAAAAAAAUAGGCCGGCAAUGAAUUACGAUAAACUUAGCAGAUCACUUCGUUACUAUUACGAAAAAGGAAUAAUGCAAAAAGUUGCUGGAGAACGUUACGUAUAUAAAUUCGUAUGCGAUCCGGAAGCUUUGUUUAGCAUGGCAUAUGGUGGAAACGAUAGAAAAGAUAUUAUUUCAUCGGAUCCAAUAAAAUCUUCUUCGUCGUGUUAUACUGACGUCAUUUCCGUUAAUGCAACCAGGAGUUAUUCUUUUCAACAAUAUUUAAGUGAUCCUGAUAGAUCUACGACAAAAUGUCAGACUCAGAGUUUAUCAUCACUCAAUGGUACUAAAAAUAUUAUUUUUGACAGUGACAGUAAUAAUAAAUUAGGUUUUUUAAAUAGAGGGGAAAGUUCGAAUACAGGUACAACCUUAACAUUAGAUUUACCCGGAUCGCAUUCGAGUGAAAAAUCAUCGGAAGAAAAAUCAAAUAAAGAAAAUUUAACUACAUCAAAUAAUGGUAUUGAUAAAUUUCAAUGUUUGGGAGUUAACGGUUGCGUUUGUUAA